GGAAGCAACAAAUUAAAUUAGUUUUAACUUUUAAAAUGGCUGAAAAUAUUACAGAGAAAGCUACACCUUCUGUCUCCUUUAAAUUAAGUGCUACCGGCUCUAAUAAACGCGGAGCCUCAUCUUUUAAAAGAAGCAGCGACACUGAGGGCAACGACAAGCAAGAUAAAGACUACAUACUGUCAGUGGAAGACAAAAAAUUGAACAGUGCCGUUCCGAAGCCCCCACCUCGUGAGUACAUCAUCCCACUAAUUAAAACCAAUAUCUGGCGGAAUCCUACUCAAGAUGUGGGUGUGGUUAACCCAGAGCAGGCCACAGCCACUGAGAGACUCAAUAGACUAAAGGGGGUGGAGUCAGGAUCAGUGGCCACGCCUUCUGAGGAGACCAAAGAGACUGAUAUGAAUAUAAUAGCUGCUAAGGCGAUACUGGAAGAUAUAAGAUCCGGUGUAUUUGGAGAGGAUCAAAGAGGAGGAGGAGGAGGAGGGAAGGCUGAGGGUGGCCUGGUCAUUCCAUUGAUAAUGCAGAACAAACCUCCUGUCCAAGCUGACGAUGAUAAACUAACUGACCUACCCUACCGACCAGAAGAGAGUACCCUCAGUGAUUAUGCUAGUAUGCCAAUUGAACACUUUGGGUCAGCCAUGUUGAAAGGAAUGGGCUGGAAGCCAGGCCAAGCCAUUGGACUCAACAAGAAGGGAUUGAUUGAACCGAUUGAGUACAUACCACAUCCAGGGGGUCUGGGACUGGGGGCCACCCCUAAACCCCCCGACCCAAAGAAGAAAAACAGGAUAAAGAAACCAGGAGAAAUUGAGAUAAAAAGACCGAAGCCUUAUAAAGAUAAAGAUGGCCGUGUGAGACAUGUCAAGAAAAUUGGAGAAGAAAUACCAGAAGAGAAACCAGAAGGUUUUCAUGUGGGGAACUUUGCUCGAGUGAUUGACGGACCUCAUGAAGAUCUUUAUGGAAAAAUUGUUUCGGUCGAUGAGAAAAAUUCAACACUCGUCCUUAGACUAGUCAUUAACAAUGAGAAUCUGAGAUUUAGUACGAAUCAUCUUGAAGUUGUGUCUGAAGAAGAAUUCAAAAGAUUUGGAAGAUCAACAAAUGUCAAAAGAGAAUCUAAACCAUUUGAAAAAGAAUACGGACUUAUCUUGUCUAAUAGAUCAACCUCCUCUCUUGACUCUAAUAAUAUUUCAUCUCAAAGAAAGAAGCGCCCGAUUUCUCCCCCUACUCCUCCUUCUAUCUCCAAAGAAGAAGAGCUCAGUAGGAAACCAAAACGAGACCCAUACUCUGGAAGGAGUGAGGAAGGAGAGACAGAGAGAGCCUUUAGUCACAAGGAAAGAAAAGACAAAGAUGGCAGAGAAAAGAGGAGAGAGAAAGAUGGUGGCAGUGCCAAGAGAAGUACAAGGGAUGAUAGUAGACACAAGAGAGGGAAAGAGCAAAUUAAAAGAGAGAGGGAGCAUGAUGACAAGGAGAAGGAGGGUCGCCCUGUCAAGAAAUAUUCAAAAGUGUCUUUGCAUAAAAGUAAUGAUGACAUUUGGGUAUCAUCAAAUCUUAAAGUACGCAUCAUCGACAAGGAGUUUAAUGGAGGGAAAUAUUACAACAAAAAAGUAGUUGUUAUUGAUGUCAUCCGCAUUGAUAAUUGUAUCUGUCAGACUGAAGACGGAAGGUUAUUAGAAGGGUUAAGUCAGGCAAUGCUAGAGACAAUAGUUCCCAAAACUGAUGAAGCAGCUGUGAUGAUAGUGUCAGGAGAGAGGAAGAGAGAGUUUGCUAGUAUAAUUCAAAGAAACAGUAGCAGCUGUCAGGCGUUGGUUAGGGUGAUGCAUUCAGAUGACAUAUUAACAUUAGGAUAUGAUGAACUCUGUGAAUACGUUGGGAGAGAUGUCAGUGACAGAUAGCAUUCAUUUUUACCUGUACAAUGUACAAUUUUAAAUAAUAAUAUUUAAUAAUUAUU
This is a messenger RNA of Amphimedon queenslandica, 1942 nucleotides long. RefSeq names its product G patch domain and KOW motifs-containing protein-like. The transcript is spliced from 14 exons. Gene Ontology annotation, biological process: mRNA splicing, via spliceosome. Gene Ontology annotation, molecular function: nucleic acid binding. Lineage: Eukaryota; Metazoa; Porifera; Demospongiae; Haplosclerida; Niphatidae. The coding region runs from base 36 to 1886 and encodes 616 amino acids. The record is from RefSeq and is a predicted model, not a curated record. Gene Ontology annotation, cellular component: spliceosomal complex.